This is a messenger RNA of Hydractinia symbiolongicarpus, 5250 nucleotides long. RefSeq lists its product as uncharacterized. Gene Ontology annotation, biological process: DNA integration. Bases 1 to 5250 code for a protein of 1749 amino acids. Lineage: Eukaryota; Metazoa; Cnidaria; Hydrozoa; Anthoathecata; Hydractiniidae. Gene Ontology annotation, molecular function: nucleic acid binding; zinc ion binding. The record is from RefSeq and is a predicted model, not a curated record. The transcript has 2 exons.
AUGUCUACUGCGACUACGAGGAAGAGUGCAAGGCGAAAGGGGUUGCGGUCUAUUGCGAGCACUUUGCGCGAGCGAAUUGAUGUCAUAGUUAAGGACUUUUCGGAGGAGAAACGAGCAGAAAUUAUUUCUUUACAGACCACUUUAAUUGACACUGUUAAACAGUUAAAGGAGUUAGAUGAAGAGCUAUACGGUGUUUUAUCGGCUGAAGAGAUCGAAACCGACGUUAUGGAGGCUACAGAAUUUUAUCUAUUAGUGAACAUGAGUCUCGCGACUAUUACUACCGCUACCGGACCACAUGUUUCAGCCACAGAAUCGACACGGUCUGUUGAAAAGAAAUCGAUGAGACUACCCAAAAUAGAACUGAGCAAAUUUAAUGGGAAUCCUUUAAAUUGGCCCUCGUUUUGGGACCAGUUUAAUUCAGCCAUUAAUGACAAUGACAGUUUGAAUGCAAUUGAUAAAUUUAAUUAUUUGAAGAGAUACGUCGAAGGAACCGCUUUAUCAACUAUUUCUGGGUUAGAAUUGACGAACAGUAACUACGAAAAUGCUAUAGAGUUGCUUAGAAACCGUUUUGGCAACGAACAGGUGCUCAUUAACGCGCACAUGGAAGCCCUGUUGAAGAUUGAGUCAGUACGAUCAAUGGAUAACACCCAACAAUUGAGAAAACUUUAUAAUGAUGUUGAGAACUGUAUUCGAAAUUUGAAAAAUUUGAAGUAUAAUAGCGAAAUGCUGAGUUUAUUGAUUCCGGUUCUGAACGAAAGAAUUCCCAACGAAUUACGAAUGAUUAUUUCUAGAAACUUUGGAGAGGAGAAGUGGUCCGUUGAAAAGAUGCUGUUUUUUAUCAAUAACGAACUGCAAGCUCGAGAGAGGUGCACUGUAACCGCGAAAGGCAAGGGACAAACUCCCAGUGAAAAUUACAAGAGAGGAGGAAAUUCUACCGCAGACUGCUUAUUGACUUUGGACAGAGAAAAAUGUGUUUUCUGUCACGAUUCUCACUCUCCGUCGAGGUGUUCAAAAGUUACCAACGUACGAACACGUUCGCAAAUUAUGAAAAAGGAAGGGCGUUGCUUUUUAUGCUUGCAGCAUGGACACAUUUCAAAGAACUGUUGUUCAAAUUACAUAUGCAAUAGAUGUGGAAGACGUCACCACAUCUCUUUGUGUAUGAAAGAAAAACGUGCCGAAAGAAAAGAUAAAGACAAGAAUGGCUCGGAGGAAAACCCUUCUAACGAAACCAACGCGAAUCACAUCAGCCAAGAAAACAAAGGAAUUCUUUUGCAGACGGCUAAAGCUUUUGUUUCGAAAGAAAGGGAGAGCAGGAACAUACAAACGAGAUUCAUGUUUGAUUCAGGUAGCCAGAGAACAUAUGUCACAAAUGAACUGAAAGAAAAACUGAAUUUAGAAACAAUUCGAAAGGAGAAAUUAAUUAUUAACACUUUUGGCCAUAGCAACAGCCAAUCGAGAGAGCUACCCGUUGUUAAGUUGUAUGUAAAAACCACUGACCGCUCAUCUACCGUACCCAUCGAAGCCAUUGCCGUACCAAACAUUUGCGCUCCUCUCUCAAAUCAGAAUGCGAAAUAUUACGCUGAUAAUUACGAACACUUGAAGCGGUUGAAAUUAGCAGAUUUUUCAAAUGGUGAAACGAGACUGAAUGUUCACGUUCUGAUUGGUUUAGACCAUUAUUAUUCAUUCAUUACCGGCGAAGUUGUUCGAGAUCCGAGAGGCGGUCCUAUCGCUAUCAAUUCCAAACUUGGCUGGAUUUUGUCCGGAGGUGAACAGUCGAAAGCGAACGAAUCAAGCUGCAUGGAAGUCCACGCCUGCCGUGUUGAUACCGAAAACACAAUUCUUCGUGACGAGUUGAACAAGUUUUGGCAAAUUGAGUCGAUCGGUGACGGAGAAAACGAAAACGUAUUAUCUUCUUUUAAACAAACUCUUGAAUUCAACGGUGAACGCUACGUGACCGAAUUACCAUUUCGUCCUGAUCAUGAUAAACUUUCCGAUGAUUUUGCAGUUUCGAAACAACGCUUAGAUUCUCUUGUUAACAAACGAUUACGAAAUGAACCUGAUUUAGCUGUGCAAUACAACGACGUUUUUGCAGACUACGAAUCGAAACAGAUUAUAGAAAAAGUUCCAGAAAGUGAGAUAGCUUGCGAAAAUGCUCACUACCUUCCGCAUCAUCCGGUUGUACGCCAAGAUAAAAGUACAACGAAAGUUCGUCCUGUUUUUGAUGGAUCUUGUGCCGUUCACAAACCAUCCCUCAAUGACAUUUUGUACUCUGGUCCUAAUUUACUUGCUAAGGUGUUUGACAUUCUGCUGAGAUUCCGUACGAACUACGUCGCUUUAGUUGCUGAUAUUCAACAAGCCUUCUUGAAUAUUGAAAUCGCUGAGAAAGACCGUAAUUAUCUUCGCUUUUUGUGGAAAGAAAACCCUACCGAGAACGAUUCAAAGCUCAUUAUCUAUCGAUUUCUGCGUGUCGUGUUUGGGUUAACGUGCAGUCCGUUUUUACUCAAUGGGACAAUCCAACACCACUUGGAGACUUACGAAAUUAUCUGCCCCGAAAUUACUGAUGUUUUGAAGGAUGACUUGUACGUCGAUGACCUAACAACCGGUACCGAUACCGUAACUGAAGGCAAGAAACUUUACGAAAUUAGUAAACAAAUCAUGAAAGAAGGAGGGUUCAAUUUGCGAAAAUGGGCUACUAAUAACAAUGAAUUACAAACUUUUAUCGAUAAAAUUGAGAACGUGAAUUCUGAACCGAAUAGCGACAAAACUGUUAACCCCAAAGUAUUAGGGAUCGAGUGGGACAUCGACAGAGAUAUUCUAGUGUACCGAUUUGACGAGUUAUUGAAACGAGCGAAAGAACUGUUUCCAACAAAAAGAAACAUUUUACGUAUAUCUGCUUCAUUUUAUGACCCGUUGGGCCUGAUCGCACCAAUCACCACCAAAGUAAAGGUUCUUUUCCAGAAAUGUUGUCAACACAAGUCCGACUGGGAUGAUCCACUGCAAGGGGAACUGCUUAAACAAUGGAGAGAUAUAUUGAACGAUUUUGCGAAUUUACAAACUUUUGAGAUACCACGUUAUUUAUUCUGUGAACCGCGUCAUGAAAUUCAAUCAAUUGAACUGCAUGGAUUUUGUGAUAGCUCGACGAUUGCCUACGCUGCUGUGAUUUAUGCAAAAAUACGAACUAACCUCGGCGUAAGUGUUUCGCUAGUGACUGCUAAAACGAAAGUUGCGCCCCUAAAGCCGCAUUCUGUUCCACGUUUAGAAUUGCUAGGAUGUGCUCUCUUAGCAAAGUUGAUGAGCCAUGUGCUUAAUGCGAUCAAUGGUAGAUUGAAAGUUGAUCGUUUUUUCGGUUGGUCAGAUUCGGAAGUUGCCCUUUGUUGGCUAAAAGGCAAAUUGAAGCAGUGGAAGCCAUGGGAAUCAUGGUUUCACGUUUCCACCAUUCAUAACCCCAGUGAUAUACCUACCAGACCAGACAAAAUUGGUGACUUCAAUUCAAAUUUGUGGUUAAACGGUCCUGAAUUUCUGUCUGAUUCCAGCUUUGUUCCACCUGAGUUUCAUGUCAACAAACAUUCAUUCGAUGUUUUGUCAGAAGAGAAGAAAAGUCAUGUCACUACUAACAUUAGUCAUUCCACUCAUCAUUGUCAUUCGCAGUUACAUGAUAUUAUAGACGAGACUAAGUUUAGCUCACUGAAAAAGCUUAUAACUACCAUUGGAUAUGUUUACAGAUUUGCGAAUAAAUUGUUAAAUCGAAUUCGAAAAAGAGACUUAUCAGUAUACAACGAUCGUGAACUGUCGACUCAAGAAUACAAAAGUGCAUUUGAUAUUUUGAUUACAAACAAUCAACGAAAACUUCGAAACAACCAAAACUACUUCAACAAACUUUCGUCCGCCCUGAAGUUGUUUGAAGAUGAGAAAGGAGAUUUACGUGUUAAAGGACGUUUUGGUGAGAAUAAAAAGCUUUCAUAUGACGAAAGGUAUCCGUUGAUUCUUUCGAGUGAUUCACAUUUUACAAAACUUCUGGUUGAAGAUGCCCACGAAAAAACAUUUCAUCAAGGCGUAGAAGCGACACUCAACAUGUUACGAAUGAAGUUUUGGAUUCCGAAAGGUAGACGCACAAUCAAAUCCAUUUUACGACAGUGCAUUGUUUGUCGACGAUACCAAGGCAAACCUAUUAAAUCACCACCGACUCCAGAUCUACCAGAAUACAGGUAUUGCGCUUCGAGAGCUUUUGAACACGUUGGGUUCGAUCAUGCUGGUCCACUCUACAUUCGUACCGAGAACCGAAACACGACAAAGGUAUACGUAUUAAUACUUACAUGUGCUACUACUAGAGCUGUGCACUUUGAGCUUUCACCCGAUUUAAAGACGCCAGCGUUCAUUAGAGCUUUCAAAAGAUUUCAAUCCAGAAGAGGAACGCCUGCUACGGUUGUGCAUGAUAACUUUAAAACGUUUAAAUCUAACCAUGUAAAAAGAUUUAUGAGACAUGAGUCUAUUGAAACUAACCCGAUUCUCCCCAAGAGUCCUUGGUGGGGAGGAUUUUAUGAAAGGAUCGUCAGAUCAAUGAAAACCGCCUUGCGUAAGACCAUUGGGAAGGCACUAUUGACUUUCGAAGAGCUCGAGACAGUUCUGUGCCAAGUUGAAGCAUCGAUUAACUCAAGACCACUUACAUAUCAGAGUGAGGACGAUCUUGGACAGACUAUCACACCUUUGCAUUUGAUUUACGGCUCGAACAUUGUUGGUGCUGAAUGUGUCCCAAUGAAUGAUACCGACCAGUGCUCGAAACGAUUACUUUAUGUACAACGAGUGCUUGACGAUCAGUGGCGACGAUUUUAUCGAACGUAUUUGAACGAAUUACGGCAACAUCACUUCUACAGAAAGGAUGGCAGAGAAACACCUGAUUUAAAGUUGAACGACGUCGUGGUGGUGAAAGAUGAUAACCAACUGCCAAGAAGUAGAUGGCCAUUGGGUAAAGUUACAGAACUGAUCUAUGGAAAGGACGGAUUUAUUCGUGGUGCGAAGAUUCGGGUUAACACCAAGAAAGGACUUGUUUCUACGAUAACGCGUCCUAUUCAAAAACUGAUUCCACUUGAAAUAGCAAAUGAGACUGAAAACGAAGUUGAAAAAGUUGAAAAAAGUGAACUUGAAAAACCCGCUGAAGACACUCUCAAUGAAGAUGAGCAACAACGAAGGCCGACGAGAAAGGCUGCGGUUGAAGGACAGUUGAUGCGUAAACUCCGCGAAGAGUAUUUAUAG